This is a messenger RNA of Aegilops tauschii subsp. strangulata, 3635 nucleotides long. RefSeq lists its product as uncharacterized. The record is from RefSeq and is a predicted model, not a curated record. NCBI's taxonomy places the organism in Eukaryota, Viridiplantae, Streptophyta, Magnoliopsida, Poales, Poaceae.
UGCAAGAACAGACACAUUAUGCAUUUUGCAUCUACAUAUCACUCGAGUGUUCGUAAAAAUGGGACAAAAAACAUACUGUAUUAUAAAAUUAUUUGAUGCUAUGUCAUUCCAAAUAAUGACUUCCUUGUAUACUAUGCAUGUUCGCUGAAAGUAAAAUAUAGCAUCCUUAUAAUGCAUACUAUUUUAUUAUAUAUUAAAGUUCAUUUUGAAAAGGAGGAUAACCCCCGUCCUCUGCAUCAAGCAAUGCACACAACCAUCUUUAUUAUAUUAUAUAUUGCAUAUUAAAGUGACAUUUUUUUCUUUGUCACAUCCUUUGGUUUUGAAAAGAAAACAUGUGGUUUAUAUUUAAUAUCUAAGCAUUAUGUUUUUAUAUAAUAUGCAUAUUGACAUUUUUUGUAUGUGUGUGUGUGGUGCAAAUGGCGAAAUAUAGUUUGUCUAAAUUACUUAGGUGAUUAAUAAUCAAUAUACUUAUGUACUUAAACCGAACACAGUGACAUCAGUGGUGGCGCUUGGGGUAUUCCUGGGAAUUCCCUAGAAUACCCAAGAUUUUGGCCUAUUUUUUCAAUACAUAGGAGUAUGUUACAUGGCCCAGGAGUUAAUCCAGCCAACCUGAGAGAGAGGAGCGAGCGCUGUCUAGUUACGCGCGCGGCGAGCAAGCAGCCGAGGCGCCGAGCAUCUCUCCCUCCCCUGUUUUCCGAUUCCUAAACCUAGCGGCGGCGGCGAUUCCAACUCCGUCCGGCCGUCUCCCUCCCCUCGGUCCCUCUCUUCCAAUCCGGCCGGCCCUCUCCGUCCCCGCCUCCCCUCCAAUCCGGCCGGCCCUCCCCCUCCGCCGGUCCGCCCCUCCCGGACUGCCCCGGACCGGCUCGGCCGCUUGGGGAUCCAGCCUCCCCGGACCCUCUGCUACUGCUGCCUGCUGGCGCCCUCCACCUCCAGUCCUCUCCUCCACGGCUGCACCGCUGACCCCUCCUCUACUGACCACGGCACAGCUCCAGUGCUCCAGCAAGAUGGCCGUGAGUACACCCCAGUUCUGCUGCCGGAGUUUUGCCAGCCAGAUGAGACGAUGCCUUUCGACAAGAAGCUGAUUCAGAUCGUCAGGAAGCUGAAGAUUGCUCUGCCCUCCAUCACCGGGAAGCCUACCAAUGCACUUCGAACGGACACUCGCUAUAGGAUUGUGGUGCACAUUCCAGGGAGGACUUUUCGAAGCUUCUCAGAGCCCAUCAACUUUGAGUUUACCGCCCCCACUUGGAUCCUCGGGAGAGACAUGGCUAUUCAUCGUGCACUUGGACACCUCCGAGAAGAGUACAAGGCCGAGCUUAACGCAUCAGACCUCGCCAUGAUUUCCUGCAGAGCUAGAAAUGAAGAUAUCGUGCGCACUGUGGAUGACGACUCCAUUCUCUCAUAUGUCCAAGACCUGGAGACUCACGUCAGGAAUCUGGAGGUUCAAUCACGCCGAAUCUCGAAGGUAUUCAGGAGGUUGAUCUUCCGUGAGCUGAAAUUGGAGGAUAAAGCUCGCGACGACUUCAACGAGCAUGAAGAGGAAGUCAAGGAUUUUCUGGAGAGAAUCGAGGAACUGAAGAUUUAUGUUGCCGUAAUGGAGGAGAAGAUGGACCUGGGAGAAGUUCUCUUUCCUAGUGGUGACGAUUGACCCAUUGUGAGCAAUGAUAAGGAUUACGAGGAGAACUCCACUGAAGGACGCAACAAGAGGAGACACACCACCGGAGGACGCCGCACCGGAAGACGCACCGCUGGAGGACGCAAGGAUAUCUGAGGAGAACGUUUAGUCAUGACCGCCAUGUUAUUCUUAUUUUAUCAUUGAUCGACUAGGCCGUUAUUGUUUUUGAUUAGUCGUGAGAUUUAUAAUCCCAGAUUGUACUAUGUUUGAGUGGAAAUCUAAUAGAUUAGCCGUGUCCCCAGUUACGGACAACUAAGCCUCUGGAAUUGGACUUAUUCAGAACUCUGAACACCAAACUUAAUAAAUUAAUGGUUAUUAAUGAUUUCGGGUAUGAGACACGGGUUGGCGGAACCAUCUCAAUAACAACCAAUAUUUUAUAGUAAUUGCAAGCAAGUCCUUUUGUUGUAGGGAAAAAUUUGCUUUUCGCGAAAACUUAAACUUAGAGCCCCACAGCCAAAAUUGCAUAUAGUGUUAGCAAUUUAUUAUUUUUUCUCUCUAUGACUUGCCGGUAUAUUCAAAAUGCUGACCUACACGGCUGCAACGCAACGUCUAAUGUUACAGAGGAGUUUUCCAACCAGGAGUGAGGCUACGAUCCACGCUCGGUGAUUGCCCUAUGAAGUCGGAUGGACUCGCUUAUCGUCUACGCUUUCGCAUUAUUUUUUUCUCAUUUGGCCUUCGGCCGAAUUUAUUCUGAUGUAAUAGAGACUCUAUAAGAAUCGUGUAAUAAAUCAGGUGUGAUUGAACUUUGAUGUUUUCAUCAAUGUACUGUGUGUGCCAGCAUGAUCUUGUGAUGGUACAGAUACACAGAGACUUGACCGAUUUUGGGUCGAGUCGCUACACUCUGUUUAUUUAAGAAAUCUAAAGAUUUGUUAUAAAUGCCACUGCCUAUGAUUGCUAAGGAGUAGAAGCCAUUCACUGAUUGUUUGUAAACUGAAAUUGAACUAAAUGGACAUUGAAGUUUCAAGAAGAAGAAUGUUUAUGUGAUGGAUUUGAUGAUUCAGUCAAAAAAGAAUGAACAAUAUUAUAUUGUCUACAAACUUCUUAAGUUGGUGCUCAUUUUUCCGGUAGCCACUGCUAGUGUUGAGAGGGUAUUUUCCUCGAUGAAAUAUGUGAAGAAUUCGCUAAGAAACAAAAUGGAUAAUGAAUAUUUGAACAAUUGCUUGGUUACAUUUGUUCAAAGAGAAAUUCUUCAAGCAAGUGAAAGAUGAGGAUGUCAUCAAUCUCUUCCAAAAAGGGGAUCGUAAAGUCAUAUUGUAAUUUCCUUUGCUAUUUGUAAUCUUCCUUAAUUGUUAGAGAUAUUGCCACAGUGAUAUUUUGCUACUUUUAUCGAUGUAUGGUCAUUGAGUCAUUGAUAUUGCCAUCUUAUUGUACAUUUGUUGUUCUAUUUUAUUGCUUUGGCCAAAAAAAUUUGACAGGAAUAGCCAGUAGCAAAUUCCUGGCUCCGCCACUGAGUGACAUUAUUAAUUUCCAGCAAAAAAAAGAAAGAAAAGAAUGCACACAUUAACAGAACAAAAUAAACACUACACGUUGCUCCUUUGUGUUAACAGAUUGAUUAGUAAAACAUUAAUUAGGGACUUUUAUCUUUCCUUAUUUACCAUCAAGAUUUAAGGAAACUAUAAUCAUUUUCCUAAUUACCUGCAAAAAUAAUACUAAUCUCUUUCCUAUUUUGUAGGAGUAAAAUGUCCACAAUAGCCCUGCACGAUCAUGGACAAUUGGACAUUAUCUUAAUUAGUAGAGGUAAUAUAAUACUACUAGUAUUAGCCAGUGGAUGAUAAACAUUUGAUGGUUCCUAUCGAUUGAGAGCAUCCAACGAUGAAACGAGCCGAAAACUAAAAGACAGUCAUCAGACAGACACAGCGAAGCGAGGAGAUGAACAGAGUUUUUUUUUUUGAAAGGAACAGAUUAUUUUUUUGAAAAAAAAAGAAGGAGAUGAACAGAGUUCACGGGAAGAAAGAAGAACGAA